AUGCCCCACGAGCCGUCGUCAGCAACAGAUUUUGUACAGGACUACGCGGCCAAACGUGCCGCACAGAUUGAGCGCGCCAAAAAGAUUCGAGAAGAGCGGCAGCAACGAAUUACUCGUGAACAGAGACGCUUCUCCCCUUCCGCCUCACGGCAGCACACCGAGGAGGAUAGUAACGGCGUUGAAGGAUUAACGCAGAAGCAACCCCCUGUGGCUCCAUCUGUGCAGUGGGAAUCUGCAGAAGUGCCUCCUUCAGCACCCGGCACACUCACUGGAGGGCGGACGAGCCUCCACCCACCCGCCCGCGCCCGCCGAAUCGCAAAUGUCGUCGAGGAGGACUUCAAGCGAGCGACACGGGCGGGGAUCAUCACUCCCGAUCAGGCACGACAACUUUGGGCCAUGUUAUCUGACCAACUGGUUCAGGUGGAUAAUCCUCAUGCCAAUAGUUUUUCAUCCGCCAGUAUUAGCACACCCGCGGUAUCAACACUUGUUGAAGGAGCGGUUCCAGAGUUCGGAGGUAGUAUUUCAAUGGACUCCCUAAGGGCCUCCAUAGCGCAAUUUAAAGAGCAACAACGGAGGAAACAGCAACAGAUGAUGGGAGGAGAGCCUACGCAGUCAGUGCGAGGCGCCGGUGCAGGUCCCCACGCGGGUAGGGGAAACAACAACAAUAACGGUGCCUUUAACGGCGUCAAUGAGGCGUAUGACGUCGCGACACGCAUGUUCUCACCAGCUGUGACCCACGACACCGCAUUUGGGGCAAACCGUCAAGUGGUGCCGCGUGGCAACAACAAGGAGAGCGGCGGUGGAGUGAUAGAUGAACCACAAGGUGGCGAGGAAGAGUGGGUAUUGCGCCCGAGCCCCACGCCAGCAGCAACGGGGAGGCGAGGGAAGUCACAGAAGCCGGCAUGGAACUAUGAUGUGAGUGUACCGCAUGAAAACGAAGAUAACGGCGGUGGUGGUGCAAUCCGUCAAGCAGCACCUCCUGCACCACAGGGGAAAACUGCGGCUCCAUCACGGACGGCAUUGGCCAAGGGGGCCGGUUCAGGGCAACAAGGAGGUGGUGUAGCGCUGCAGUUCGACGAUAUACCCGUUGGUGGUGGCAACCGUAACAACUUCAGCGAUAGAGAACAUCUCACGAACGAAACGACAGGCGGCUCGCGACCUCCGAAGCAAGGUGUUAAGGCUGGUGAUGGGGCACCCACAACCUCAAAGAAGCACGGGCGCCCACAUGCCACCGGUACGAAUAGUGGGAACAGCAACAAUAACAACACUGCUGUAUCCGGCUACGGGCAACGGCAGGCUGGCGCUUCAGCAGGCGGUGCUGCCUCGUUGGACGAUGUUGUGGUUGGUGGUAGUGGCGGUGGCAUUAGUUACAAUGAUGUAGGCAAGAGCGGAGUAGCGCCUCCACCUCCGGCAAACGAGCCAUUGCUUCCCUGUAACCUAUGCGGGAGAACGUUUCGCUCCUCCAUCUUAGCUCGCCACGAAGCGGCCUGUGCGAAAGUGCAAAAGAAGCGGCGUGUGUUUGACAUGAAGGGGCAACGCUUGGAAGGUAUCGAAGGGAUCCACGAUGUUGCACCAUCGUCCCACAUCUCACACGGCAGAGGCGACGGUGGAACCUUUGGCGCAGGUAAGCAGAACACUACCGCCCAAAUGGGUGGACAAGCCAAACUACCUAAGUGGAAGAUUCAGCAUGAACAGUUUCAGGCCGCAAUGCGCGCGAUGCGGCAGGUGACACCGGAAGAUGCCCCGGGCGGGAAAAGUGGCGCGCAGAGUACCGGUAGCAAAAGUACACAGCAAAGGCAGUUGUCACAACCGGUGCCGUUGCCGGCAGAAUAUGAUGACCGGGUGCCCUGUCCACACUGCGGGCGGAAGUUCGCCCAAAUGACGGCUGAACGGCACAUCCCAAAGUGCGCGACAACAAUAGCAAAGCCCAAAGGACUUCGGCCAACGCGGCGGUAG
Molecule: messenger RNA, 1956 nt
Organism: Trypanosoma brucei brucei TREU927
Lineage: Eukaryota; Euglenozoa; Kinetoplastea; Trypanosomatida; Trypanosomatidae
Exons: 1
Coding region: 1-1956 (651 amino acids)
Source: RefSeq, a predicted model, not a curated record